CUGCACCGCCUCUUCCUGUCGCAUCACCCUUGUGUCGUGUCUGUCAGCUAGCUGCUACUUAUAUAAACAGCCCGAAUUAAAAUAUUAUGUGAUAGGGGAGUAACAUUAAACACACACUUCAUGAAGAAUGAUACAGUAUUAAUUUGACUGCGCUCGAAAACUGCUGUAACGGAUCUGUUUUUCUGCUGGUGUGUGAAGUUCUCUUAGGAAGGACAAUCCGUGAAUCUGCUUUACUUCUGAGUGAGUUUUAUUCCUUUGUUCUUAACUAGAUGGAAGUCAUAUGAUCUCUACAUCCUGGAACAGGUUUAGUGAGCCCUUUGGUGCUGUUUGCAGUGUUGGCAGUAACCAAUGUGCAAAGGGGUGUGGCAGUGAUUUAAGUGCUGCACCCAAAAGCCUAUUUAUUCACUUUGGUAACUUCCUUAUUCUCAAUCAUGUAUGUGUAACUGCAACAAAUCAGGUGCUACAUGAACACUUAAGUCCAACGCAGUGUGAAUUUGCCUCUAGAACAGAUGUUGGAAAUGUGACCCUCUCUCACAUUAUGAGAUCAGUCUCUCAUGUGAUCAUGGCAGUUCACCCCAUCCUGAUCCUGCUGCCCAUCCUGGGGUUCCAUGUGCUUCCAUGUGUGUCUGACCAUUUGGAUAAUGGCCUCAGUAUAGUGUCUAAUCUGACUGUGCAAGACCCGGGAAAAUGUAACCUGACAUUGUGUCCUCCUCUUAAAUUCUGCACAAACACUUUCUAUAAUGAAGGAAAAUGUUUUCUGCUAAGCUGUCCGCCUAAUGACCAGAACUCUUGUGAAAAUGUCACAAAAAUAAAGGACCUGUUGUCAAAGCAAGAGUCCAUUUAUGUGGACCAUAAUCAGAUUGGAAUGGCACCUCCCCAUCAAUCGUCUGGAAACAUGCCUUCUCAACCUUCUCCAAGAAGUUCUUCUCCUCAGUCCACACUACAAUCAGUACCUACAGCUAACGUCUCGGCCUCCAGCACUUCCGUUCCCACAAAUCUGCCCACUAUACAAAACCGCUUAAUUACUGUUGUGACCACCAAACUGCAGACAACCGCAUCAGACCAAGAUUCCACAAAACCAGCAGUUCCUUCAGAAAUCCCCAUACCUACUACCAUUCCAACAACACCAGCCACGACAUCCACUAUCGCCACUACUACAACAACAACAACAACCGCCACAUCAACCAAACCACCCACAUCAACCAAACCACCCACAACUACCACUAAUCCCUCUACAACAUCUACCAGCAUAACAACCAAAACACCAACAGUUGCACAAUCUCCAAAACAGCCUUCCUCACCUUCACCAUCAGGGACAAAAACAUCCGCCAGCAUCUCACCAUCAGUGCCUACGAUACCUCCACCCACCCCUUCAACAAAACCACCUCAACCGCCUCCUGUUCCAACAUCCUCAGAAGACAAGCCAUCGCCAACCAUGCCAAAAACCUCAGCACGCCCCACAGUAGUGGCAUUCACACUGCCUAAGGACAUUCCCAAAGAGGACCAAGUUAGGACUGACAAAGCCAUGGUAGAAGUGGCUGGAGACUUUCUAACCAGUCACCUAUUGAACACCAGCUCUCUGCUGGCUGUUCUUCUGUUCGGCCUCCUUUUCUUUGUGGUCACGGUCGCGCUGUUUCUCAAGCAAGCGUAUGAGAGUUACAAGCGGAAUGACUAUACUCAGGUCGACUAUCUCAUCAAUGGAAUGUAUGCCGAUUCAGGGGUGUGACAUUACAUGGCUUACAUUUCAGUAUGAAACUUAGUUUUGUUUUGUUUUUGUUUUUCAGGGUUUGGUAGCACAUUGACUUCCUUGUGGUUUGAGGCCCAUAGACUUUACUUGGGGUAGAUGCCAUAUUUAAUUUGAAACAAAUGAAAUUGAGGCUAUGAAGGACAGAUGUGCAGUCCAAUAAAUGGGCUGUAUUGUCGUACAUCUAAUUUUCACAACCUACGUCUCCAGAAUUAUUUUUAUUUUUAUUUAAUUUUUUUGUCCCCUGGGAUCUUAUACGACUGUUGUAUUUUCAAUGUUGCGUUGGUUGAACAAUGGUAUACCCCAAGGUAUACAACAAUACACCCCAUUGAAACACCCCACUGUAUUUACCUGCUACAGCCUUUUCGUUUGCAUGAAAUAAAAAAAAAUCCAUAUACCUUGACUAAGGCCCAUUGUAAUGCUGUAAUUUGUAACACGCUCACAUUUCAAAUGCUCAAAAGCCCUGUACCACCUUUAUUCCCAUUAUUGGAAUCCAGCUGGUGCUCAAAUACGAAAUGUAUUCAGUGAUAUGAUGUGUAUCUUUUAUUUCAGAUUUUAUUUUUAUGCACAUUUAGCUUCCACGUAAUUCCUUGGCACAUGGGGCUCAAGCCUUAGUAUUAACCAAGCCCUUAACCUUCAUUCAACGAAUGUCAUUACAAGGGAUUCAUAGUGCAAUAUUUGGAAACAUUUUUUCUUGUUCUAAUAUCUGUUAUGUUCAGUGUUUCAUCUGCAGCUAAUUAAUUUAGCUGCAAUGAUUGCCUUUUUUUUAUGUUUGUAAGUGGUUCAGGAACUUUCGAAGAUUUAAUGCCUUUGACUUUGUAAUCUUUUUUUUUUUUUUUUUCUUCUUUUGUGUGGAGAUGGAGAAUAUUUGCCAAACCAGGAACUGUGGCACGGAAGCACAUUACUGUCAAGCCAAGGGAAUAACUCAGCCAUUGUGUAUUUAGUGUCUGGAACAAAGAAAAGAUUAUGAUGAUAGUGUUUGUGAUCAAAAAGAAGUCUUUGUAAGUCUUAAUAUAUGCACUGUAAAAAACAAAUGUAAUAAUGAAUAAAACAUACUUUGCAAGA
Molecule: messenger RNA, 2809 nt
Organism: Myxocyprinus asiaticus (Chinese sucker)
Lineage: Eukaryota; Metazoa; Chordata; Actinopteri; Cypriniformes; Catostomidae
Exons: 5
Coding region: 281-1726 (481 amino acids)
Source: RefSeq, a predicted model, not a curated record